AUGGAACGACCGCAAAUGCGUCGCAAAAGCUCAGCCCAGAAUCUGCUUUCAAGCUUUAAGACUGCUCAAGGAGCAAUGGCUGUCCCUGCCACCCCGACAAUUUCCACGCCGAAGGAGUUUGAUUCCGUUUCGCUGUAUUCCGACACCACAACACUCAACAAUCCUACUAACGCGCAAGGCACCUCUGUCGAGUAUCUGAGGGAUAUCAUUCACAAGAGAAUGGUCACCCUCACCUACAUGCGGAGUGUUCAUCAGGGGUAUAAACCAAAACUAGUUGAUGGAAUGAAGCUCAUCCGUUGCGACAGACGGAGCCACUGGUUCCACACCAUUCUCAUCUCACGGAGCGACCUCGAUAAAGUCUUCACCAAUGUAGAGAUGAAGAAACGAACAUACCGAUUCGCCAUACUGGGCAUGUCGCUCUCGAAUCUGCUGGAGAUCACGCAGCCUCAAGAUCUUCUAAAAGGCUUGCUGGCAACAUUACAGGAGUACGAGCAGGGAAAAGAGGACGGCGACAAACCCAAGAUGCGCACGACCAAACGAUUGUUCAGGACCAAGUUAGCCUCUGAAGGCUCUCUCGUCACACCACAUAUCCCCUUUCCAUUGGAUUACCACCAAACACUGAUUUCACUCAUCGACGUUCUCUCAGAGGUCUACAACAAGAUCGGGAAACUGCUAGGUCCCUCCCCCUUUCCUCCCCCGACAAGAGGCCCAUUUGGGAUGCUUCCACCCCAGCCUGGUGUCUCGUACCUUUUUUCCGAUGAUGGGCCCUACAGCACACCACUUCCACAUUAUGCCUCCAAUCCCCGGCUAUCAUCAAAUCCACAUCUCCCAUCAUCAACAGGCGACAAUGAAAUUGGAAGCCUCUGGAGUAUUGCCAACGGAUUCGGGGGCGGCGUACAGCUGUCAUCCCAAAUGCUGGGUACCCAGUGGACAUCUUCGUUGGGCGAAAUGGUUGUGAAAAUCGAUGGAAAGUUCAAGAAGAUCACAAGUGUUCUUUUGAAGGAGCUCGACCAGUUUGCGAGGAAUGGGAUCAAGGAGGAGCUCGCCUCUCUUGACCCGUUACUCCGAAACAUCAGCUUAGCUGAGGAGGGUGGUCGGACAGUUUAUGAGUUCGAUGGAAUGUAA
This is a messenger RNA of Mycena indigotica, 1125 nucleotides long. RefSeq lists its product as uncharacterized. NCBI's taxonomy places the organism in Eukaryota, Fungi, Basidiomycota, Agaricomycetes, Agaricales, Mycenaceae. Bases 1 to 1125 code for a protein of 374 amino acids. The record is from RefSeq and is a predicted model, not a curated record. The transcript has 4 exons.